CAGACUUGUGGAGGACAGCAAACUGGUCCCACUCAUUUUUGAUGUAAUUCUGGAACAUCAGGAGAACAUUCUGGGUAACACCAUGCAAAGUGUGAUUGCAUUGCUUAACAAUCUGGUUGCCUGCAAAGAUUCGAAUAUGAAGUUACUUUAUGAACAAGGACUGGUCUGUCAUGUCUGCAACCUGUUCACUGAAACUGCCACACUGUGCUUGGAUGUGAGCAAUAAAAACAACGAUGAGACACCAGCUGCAUUGCUAUUUUCCCUGCUUGAUAUUUUGCAUGGCAUGCUGACCUAUACAUCCAGUGUUGUACGGCUGGCUUUGCAGGCUCAGAAGUCUGGCUCCGGUGGGGACACUCAGGCCGCAGAAGAUCUGCUGAGGCUCAGCAAACCUCUGACAGACCUCAUUAGCCUGCUUAUCCCGCUGCUUCCUAAUGAGGACCCUGAAAUUUUUGAAGUUUCAUCCAAGUGUCUGUCUAUGCUGGUUCAGCUGUAUGGAGGGGAAAACCCAGAUAGCCUGUCUCCCAGAAAUGCAGAGAACUUUGCUGAUUUACUGACAUCUAAGAAGGACCCAAAGGAGCAGAAACUUCUGUUGAAGAUUCUCAGAAGAAUGGUCACCUCCAGUGAGAAGCGCCUGGUGGACCUCAAGGAUGCGGGUAGCCUCCUGCGGGCUCUGGAGUGGCUGGGCUCAUCUGGCAGUUCUUCAGCUGACAGUGCAGUGGCUUCCUUGGCCCUGGAAAUCCUUAAGGCUGUUGGCCACUAGGCAAGAAGACACUUCGCAUAGCCCGCUCUGCAGCACCAGCCCUCACACGUUCACCGCAUCAUCACCUGGAGCUCUGUAUGGACCUAAUAAAGUCGGCUGAACCCGGGACCUAUUGGGUGGGGUGCUCUCAGUAAAGCUGGGCCAGGGAAAAGCCACUCGAGUGGACGCCUUGGUCCCUGAGGGAUGUCUCUGGGAAGCUCAGAUUUGCUAGCUGUUGAGUGUUCCUUCCCUCCAGGUGGGUGAGGUGGGCCUCCUUAGGCCUGCACUGCCUGUGCUAAUCCACUGGGAGAGAAGCCAGUCCUGUGCCUGUGCUGUCUGAAAGCAUCUCUCCUUUCCAAAGAAAAUUUAAAAGGCAGGACUAGGCGUGAAAGCUCUCCCAGCCACAGCUCUAGAGCAAGGCUUUGGAAGCUAAUUUUAGUCUUUUGUCUUCCUCCCACUCUUACCUGCCUGACUCUUCAUUCCAAGAACACUGGGGAGGGCUGGGCUCCCCAUUAACAGGAACAGGUUACAAGUUUGCCCAAGGCAGCACAAAACUCAAGAAACGCUGGCUUCCCUGAAGGUCAGCCCAUCCAGAUGGGAUGAUGGCAUCAAGGUGGGAUCAUUCCCCCCAACUUCUACUCCUUACCCUUGAAACCUUUCCAGUUUCUUGCUAUGUUCCCUCAGGCAUGUGCUCUUAGAACCUCCCAUAUAAGUCGAGCCCAUGAGAGUAUUUAUACAGUGCAGAAGAGCACUGGGACUCAUACUGAGAAAGGCUCUCUCUUGAAUCUAGACUGGUGGGAAUGGUCCUGGGCAGCUCGAACCAGUGAGAAAUGCAAGGCCAUUCCUUGACCUCUCUGGAGCCUCAGUUUCCCCAUCUGCAAAACGCAAGGGCUAGACUACAUCUACAGUUGCUCUCUCUCAGCUUCAGUGCUGUGCUCCCUAGAGGGAGUGGGUGACACAUGCACAAGUGACAACUGUGUGGGUACACAGCUCCAUCUGCACCAUGGGAUGCUGGCCAUGCCAUCACUGACAGCUCUACUUUGUCACAGCAUAGUGAUCUGGGUAGUUUGCCAUUCCCUUCGGCUUAAUAAUGUGAACAGCAGCCCUGUGCCCACCUCCAUCAGAGGCAUGCGUCAGUUAACUUAAUCCUUACCAAAGCCCACAAAGCAAGCCUUCCUAACUUCAUUUAUAUAGGUGAGAAAACUGACGCUCAGAGCAGCCAGCCCACUUGCCCAGAGCCCCACCCACAUUCAGUUUCACUUGGGCUUCGACUCCGUAGCCGGUUGUCCCCCAGUGCAGUAUCCAGAGCUUGUAGUUGGGGUAGAAGAGAGUGUUCCACCCAGCAGCUGGCAGUUGCACAUGGGGUCUCAAAAGCCUUUUUACUGCCUGUGGAGAGGCAGCUCCAUGGUUAAGUCCCGUGGGCAGCAUGCCCAUCACCAGGCUAUGCGCCCACACGGCCUUGGCCUGGCUGAAUUUGCCUGUGCUUCUGGGGUCGGAGAGGAGCUGAAGGCCUGGCCUGGGCUCCACCUGCUUUGCCUGCUGGGUCCAGGGACAGGCACAGGUCUGUUAUUCCAGAAAAUCUGUUCUUUUCAGUUCUUGGUAGACUGCCCUGGAGUUCUGGGCCUGGAUGACAGUCCCAAGUGGAACUGCUGCCCUGCCAAGGCCGUCAGCCCAGGACACUGGGCUCCUGAAGCUGGACCAUGGCAUGAGGCUAAGUCCUCUGAGUUGGGAGAUGGUCCUGUCUCUCAUGAAGGUGCCAAAUGGCGAGCCGCAGCCCCAGUUCCAGUGAGCUCAGAGGUAGGGAUCAAAGUUAACCCUCCCCAUUUAAGGCCCAUACCCACUUCUCUGGUUUCCAAGGCUGGCUCCAAUUCUGAGAAGAGCUGGCUCCUGGCCCCCGGUCAGAGUUCUCCGGAUGCUGACAGGGGCAAGGGUCACACCCCGGCACCUCCCAGUCCUCCCCUUCCCACCACCUCUAAGCUUCAGCCUUUUGCUCUCAUGAUUGGCUACAGCCCAUUGGAUGAGUCUCUCAAGGGUGAAUGGGGUCCCCAGAGUUGCAGAGGUAGGAGGCAAAGGAGACAGCAGAACCAUUAAGGAGCAGGGAAGGCCAGGUGAGUGGCUGCAUGGGGCUUCCUUUCCUCCUGACAGCAGGCCCCGAACUUCACAGUCUCACCCUAGCUUACAGCUUGAAACAGGUGCUCAGUGAGCUGUCCCUCUGCGAAGAGCCAUUUGGAGUGACUCUGGCCAGAGGUCCUGACGUGUCCUAAGAAAUGACAAUCACCUGGGGUAGCUGGGGCAGCGGUCUGGGGAUGCCCCAGGGGACUCCUCAUACAGUUCUCUGCCCUUGAACUCUUCAUGUUCCCAAUACUGCCACGAGGUUUUCUGUUACCCCAUGGGGUUCUCAGGUCAGCUCUGACUGCUGGGCGGGCUUUAUCCAUGGACCUACAUCAGAAAGCAGGGGCUCUGGUGGCUGAGGUGAGUGACAGGAGAGGGACUGGCUCUCUCCUCCACUUGAAGCAGGAUAGCUUCCCCUCCUAGCAACAGAAAAACGUGUAGAAACAAAUCUCUGAUACAUGGAUAUACACAGCGGUUGAGGUACGAGCCUCAGGAACAAACUGGCAGGGAAGCAGGGAGAAAGCUACAAAAGCCCUAAGAAAGGGACUUGGCUCCUAGGGAAAGCACAGCCUCAAGCUCUGGUGGGCUGAGAGGAGGGAAGUGUAGAACAGACAGCACGAAGCCAUGGCCUGGAACCACAACCAGGGAGGUAUGUAGCCCCGAUGUGACCUGGAGGGAAGACUCCCUUUUAAAUUCCACUUCUGGCCUCUAUUAGAGGCUUGCAUAGAGGUGGUAGAGGCCAUCUGUCACCUCCUCCUAGCUUACUCAUGGGGUGGGGAAUGGCAUGGGGAAUGCUUUACAGGGUAAGCAAAAGGAAGCACUUUUUAGCCUCACCCUCACCCCCCCCAUCAUUUUGUAGCGACACUUGGUGGGUGAGUCACACAAAGCAAGGAAAGCAGUUAGACUGUUAGGUUCUUGCCUUCAUCACCACAGCUGCAGUCCUUGACUGGGCUCUCUUCGCUUUGUGAACCAAACAGCAUGAUUCAGAUGUUGUUUUUAUUACAGUCAUCAAAACAAGAACUAAAGAGCAUUAUUUAUCUCAAGACCUUUCACUGUCAAGGAUUCAAAUAACCAGGUCUGUAACAUCUGCUGGAACAUGGAAAAGCUUCAUUGAUCACGUGCUCUGUGCACCGCCUUCCCUACAUAACUGACACUCUUGGUUUUUGUAGUAAUCACUUCCUUGCCAUCCAAGGAUGAUUGUUUUCCCAUCCAAGGGUGAUUUCCUUAAAAUAGUUUGCCCUUUUUUGGAUCAAUCAAGUUCUACACCAUAUUUAUUGGAUGCAUGGGCUUCCAGAGUAGAUUGUCAGUGUCCUAUCAAGCCGUGCUGAAGUUUGAGGCAGAAGAAAAAGCAUUACCAUCAACCAUACUUUAUAUUUAAAAUGUUGGAUUUUUUGGUCAUGGGUUUUCUUCUGCAUUUUUUUCAAUUUUAUUCAAAGAGCUACCCAAUUGUUCCAUAUCUUUCUAAAAAGUCCCUUUUUCACACCGACUUCCUGUUGCCUCUAGAAUAGUGUCCCUGCCUGCAUCCCAUUCUUUUCCCUUAACCUCUCCUCCUCUCUCUCUGCCAACAGUGUUAACUACCUCUCAGCUUUAGCAGUAGGCCUUGAUGCCCCGUAAAGCCACUCUUCCUCUCUUGGUGUUGGCUAAUCUUGACUCUUCUAAGUACACUGCAGGACCAUCCUGCUGAAUUUGAUAAAAUUUUUUAAAUGGAACUUCAAAUCUACGAUUUUAAGCAAAGCUCUUAAAGUGUUUCCUGGUUUUAAA
Manis javanica (Malayan pangolin) is the source of this 4612-nucleotide messenger RNA. The record is from RefSeq and is a predicted model, not a curated record. Lineage: Eukaryota; Metazoa; Chordata; Mammalia; Pholidota; Manidae.